Messenger RNA from Cuscuta epithymum, 1222 nucleotides. NCBI's taxonomy places the organism in Eukaryota, Viridiplantae, Streptophyta, Magnoliopsida, Solanales, Convolvulaceae. The record is from the annotation of a GenBank genome assembly.
CCGAAGCAGAAGAUAUAGAUGGCUAUGGCCGCGUCCACCCUAACCCGCAGCAGAAUCAUCAUCUUUGUGCUCAUCGUAAUAGCCUCAACAAUAACCGCCGAAAGGGUCCGUUUGGAGGAGGAUGACCACCGAAUCCUCAAGGCAAUGAUGGGCCGGUGCGGGGAGAUAUUCCUCAACCCCUCUUCGCCGCCGCCGGACAACAUCGUCCACGCCGAUGAAGCCCGGCUAGUCCCGAGACUCACCAUGUACAACUGCCAUCUACUUUUCGGUCAGGUCAGUAAGAUAGCGGGCGCAAUCACUCCCGCAGCCAUUCGUCAGUUCGAAUUGUACGAGGUGCCCUUCUAUUAUCCGAGGGCCUAUUUAUCAUGGGUAUCGCCAGAUUUUGAGGACUAUUUAUCCGAAGGUCCAGUCUCCGUCAAAGGUAAUGAAACUGAGAUUCCCGACAGAGAUUACCACGCCUUGAAGACGGUCAUGGAUUCUUGUGUUCUCCAGUUACUGGAUGAGAAUUAUGAAUCCGAAUCAGAAUCUGGGGAUAAUAUCAGAUUCUGCAAGGAGUACUUUGACUACUUCUCCUCCUUUUACUACUACAGGGACAGGCUGACCCCCGAGUUCGUCCAUGUCAUGAAACACUUCGAAAAGUACUACGCACUUGACUGGGAAGCAAAGCAAAUACAUAUUUGCUUGCUCACUAAGAUGCAAAGUCCCCAAGACUGUUUCCAUCUUUACGAGUGCUGCUUUCCAGGAUUCGGAGAAGCUGUCAUGAAGGACACCCCUGUGCUUGAUUUAAUUACUGAUGGCCUCCUUUCAUAGAUGUUAUAUAUGAUCCCUCCAUCUAUUCUCAUUGCCUUUUUUCGUUUUUCUAUGAUUAAAUUAAAUCAGAGGGAGCUAUCUAUCUGUGUAGGAAUAAGUUCAAAUAAUUAAUAUUUAAUAAUUGGGAAAUCCAAAGGUGGAUACUUAUUGAUCUUCGUCAUAUGAAGAGUUUUAUAGGAGUAGUGAAUCACCGUCCUCUGAGUUGGAUCGCUCAAGGAUCUGUUAUUGUGUCCGCGUAGUAAUCAAAUUCUAUUGUAAAGUAAGAAUAUUAUUUGUCUUUUCUUCUUUGUAUUUACAUUAGUCAUCAAUAACACAAAAACUUUAUUGUUACAUCAAAUCAUUUUACCCCACAUCAAUAAGUAUAGAUGCCUUCUCGAAUGUAGAAAAAUGUAGACCCAGUCCUCCGUAGUUG